AUGGCAGUGGUUACUUAUACGCUGGAGUAUGCGGAUGAUAUACUCAUACUAAUAACGGACAAAUUUGAGGCUACUCUGUGCAGACUGAUGAUGCAUCAGCUCACUCUUAGAAUAACCGAAGAAUGGUGCUCGUACUGUGAAGCUAGCGAAGCGAAAUAUGUGACAAAGAGGUACAAUAAAAACCAAUUAGUGCGUAAAAACGAUAACAAAAGAGGGUUGCAAAUGCAUCAGUCCUUAAAGAAAGAAGUCGAUUGGGGUGGCGGAUGCGCUGAUGAUAAAAACACCAGAGAAAGUCCUUCAGAUUAUGCAAGACAUCCGCACGAUCCGUCGUUAAAAAAAGAAGUGGACUGGGGAGGUGGUGCGACCGAAGACAAGAAGAGUUCCAUAGAAAACUACUCGGAGUAUUCAAGACAUCCUCAUGAUUCGGAUCUCGAUCGUGGAGAUGACGACUCGCCUCGACUUUAUCCGUGUAUGUACUGUGGAGCUUCGUUUCCACACCAAAGCAAGUUAACGAGACACAUACUAUCUCAUAGUUUAGAAACGUUAAAGUAUCGCGAACAACUGCAACAUCCCACGAGUUUAAAUUUACCGGAACCCUUGCACCUGAUGGAAUCGCACUUUAGUGGUAGGGUUCCGAUCUCGCAUUUAGAGGCAGCGGAAGCCACGGACCAUCCGUCGACGCCAAUGGACUUGGAGCUAUCUGGUGACGGUGCGGGUGUUGUAUUGUGUAAAUUUUGUGGUAAAUCUUUUCCCGAUGUAAGUUCUUUAAUUGCUCAUUUGCCGGUGCAUACAGGAGACCGACCGUUUAAAUGUGAAUUUUGUGGGAAAGCUUUCAAACUUAGGCAUCAUAUGAAAGACCAUUGCCGCGUGCACACAGGUGAAAGGCCGUUUCGAUGUGCUCUAUGCGGUAAAACUUUUUCGCGUUCGACCAUACUAAAAGCGCACGAAAAAACACAUUUUCCAAAAUACGUUCGAAACUUCUUAUCACCGAGCCCUUUGGACGCGAAAGAAGAAAGCCCACACUAGUGCCCUCAAUAUAGUUCCUUAGACUGAUGCUUUAUAGUUAAGCUUAUGUACUAUAUUAGUUAAUUAUAAAUAACAAACACAUAUUAUUGUACAAUAUUAUAUUAAAUUGUUCACCAAAUUUUUUAUAAUACAUUUGUCACAUUAGCAAUCACUUAAUAACAGUAGUCGGGUAGCCCGCCAGAGUGUAGCCAUUAAAAGUUAACUAAAAUGAAAUAUUUAUACCUUAUUAAAGGGCAACUGUAAGAGCUGUGAUAGAAUUAACUUAUAAGUGUUUUCGGCAAGUGCUAACUGUGAUGCGAGUCAGAGGAUUUUCGGGCUACCAGGCUUUAAAUAUUCAUUUGUUAGAUAGAAAACAAAUUGUAAAUUUGUAUAAUGAUCUUCCAUGAAAUUAGAUGAGCUAGCAUUCCAUCAGGUUAGCUUCUUUAAAUUGUAUUGGUAUUUUUUGUAACUUAACGUCUCCUGGCAGUAUUAUUGUACAGGGAUGGACUAGGAUAGACCCUGGCAGUAUUUCAAUUGCUAAUCUUUGUUUAGUUGGUUACCUUCAGUACACAGUGCUCACCGCGUAUCAUUUGUUUUGUGCACUACAUGGUUAAACAAAGCUGACCACUGACCUGAGCGCAGUGCCAUCCUUAAAGCAAUACUGCGGCAUUCUAUGUUCCUUUAGAGUUAUAAAGAUUGUUUAUUGUAGAAUUAUAGCAAUAAUAGAAAUAAUAUAUGGAUAUCCAUACUUUUAGCCAUAAGUUUUUAUUAACUGCUUUUUUGUUUCCUAUGUGAAGAGUAUAUUUAUUAUACCUUAAUAGAGAGAUAUAUAUCGUUGUGUAUAGGUGAAUGUAGUGGUAGAAUAUUUAUUUCUUCAUCAAAAUGUAGUUGACUAGUAUCAAAAUCCUGUGGCCUAAGUCGGCUAGAGGCCAGUGGUCAGCCACACACAGGGUAAAAAUAGUUGGUUAUCAACAAAUUGGCUGUAUCAGACGUAAACAUAAAAUCGUUCUGUUAAAGUAAAUCGCAGAAGAGCGCAGUUAAAUUUUUAUUUAGCUUUUGCCACACAUUUUUUACAUACGCUGGCAUUUCAAGUCGAACUAAUUUUGUUUUAGAAAUAUGAUUCCUACAUUACAUAUUAUUGUACAGUUUAAAGUAUUUUAGGGUCUCAAUACUGAACGGCCAAUUUUAAUCACCAGCUAUAAUUUACUUUUUCUUGGUGAAAACGUAAUCAUUAAAUUAAGAGGGAAUGAUGCAACAGGAGUGCCUACCCGUAUAAGACUUCGAGUCUUUUUUAUCCGUUUUAUUCAAACAUGUAAGUUAUAGAUGGUGCUAAAAGUUUUAGUAGUAGUAAGAAGGCAGUGUUAGUGAGAUUUUAUUCAAUGUUGAUUUGUCUUAUAAAAUUGUACUUACGUUGUGAUUUAGUAUUUAUUUCAGUUUUUACUAGUUUUCUUUGACUGGUAUUCAGUGUACUAGUUCUGCGUAAUGGAGAAAAAUUGCAUCGGCAGUUCGAUUAACUGUUUUGAGAGAUUGUGACUGAUGUACUACACUCAGAAACAAGGCGGUUUCUAAAUUUGAUGAUUUCAAAAAUAUUUUGCUCGAAGUAGAAAGGGUUGAAUUAAUUGCAGAUAUAUAAUCUGUGAUAGUCUGUGAUGAAACACAUAUUCAUUUUUACUAAUAUGUUGUGUGGAAUUAACUUUUUUCUAUCAUUUUUUUGUGUUUUUAAUAUAAUCAAGAAAUAUAAAUAAAAUACUCCUAACAUGGAUGUGGAAAUUAUGAAAUUUACAACAUAUACAAUAGCAAAUUGAAUAGUUGUGAUUACUUUCAAUUCCUUUAAUAGAAUUAAAAUUUUAAAUAAUGUAAACAAGCUAAAUAAUAUCUCUUGCUAAUAUACAGCAGUGCACAUAUUCAGAUAAAUAACUGUUGUAACAGAUUCAGUUGGAAAUGGUUAUGUAAGUUUAGUUAAUAAUUAGGUACCCAUUUUCUGGUAGCUCAGGGCCACUCACUUCCAGUAUCACUAGAAUAUGUAAUUUACAAUACAAUAGAUAUAGAUACAGUUGUUAAAGUUGACGUGUUACACAUUGAUUGUUGUUGUCUGUACUGAACGGUUUUGCCUUUAGCCACAAUAUUGAAUUGAUUGUAUUCUUGCCAAGCAAUUUUAACUAUUGGAAAAUAAUCGACGAUUUAUUGGAUUGUUAAGGUUUUGCAGUUAAACGUAUAGUUAUAUUUUUAUAUUACUUUUAAAUAGUGUUGAAUUGUGCUAUCACCGAUUAAAAUUGUUUUUUGUGCAUAGAUUUAUUUUUUAUGUUCCAGUUCCAGGGUUUUCAAUGGUGGUCAAAUAUAAACAAAGCUUUAAAUAAGAAUAAUAGUAGUACUCCAUACACAUAAUUUAUCACGGAUUUGUUUACACAUAUUCUAUAAGUGUCUUAUUAUACAGAAAAGGAAUGUGUAACAUGUUAACAGAUCUAGUUCCGAAUUUUUAUACAAAUCAUUUAGUACAGAUUUAUACCACACAUAGAUUUUAAUACAAUAGCUCCGGGAAUCAUUUACAAAUAAAUGUAACUGUAUUGAGUGCCAAUUAACUACCAACUUAAUCAUUAAUUGUUAAGUUUUCAUAAUAAUAUUUCACAUCAAUAUUAAUAAAAUGUUACAUUGA
This is a messenger RNA of Photinus pyralis (common eastern firefly), 3658 nucleotides long. Its product is annotated as zinc finger protein 572-like. Gene Ontology annotation, cellular component: nucleus. Lineage: Eukaryota; Metazoa; Arthropoda; Insecta; Coleoptera; Lampyridae. The coding region runs from base 1 to 1026 and encodes 341 amino acids. The record is from RefSeq and is a predicted model, not a curated record. The transcript has 5 exons.